AUGCUCGUGGCUCUGGAAACAAAGAACAAAGAACACUUUAUUCUUGGCAAGAUUCCAUGUCCAGAUUCAAAAGAUCCUUUGCAUGAGGCAUGGCGUCGCUGCAACAAGAUGGUAAUGUCAUGGUUAACGCGAUCUAUGACCUCUGACAUAAAGCAAUCUGUCAUGUGGAUGGAUACCGCUGCUGAAAUUUGGAAAGAUCUUUGCGAUCGUUUCACCCAUGGCGACAAAUUCAGAAUUGCUGAUCUUCAAGAGGAGGUACAACAACUCAAACAAGGUGAUCUCUCUGUGUCUCAAUACUAUACUCGUUUACGAAUUCUUUGGAAGGAAUUAUCCAUGUAUCGCACGAUUUUGGUAUGUAAGUGUUCAGUUACGUGCUCUUGUGGUCUUAUUGCCAAGAUUCAAAAAGAACGUGAUGAUGAUUGUGUUAUUAAAUUUCUACGAGGCCUUAAUGAUGAAUUUUCCCAAGUCAGAUCUCAAGUGAUGUUAAUGGAACCUAUGCCUGAUAUGGUUCACACUUUUUCCUUGAUACUUCAACAAGAACGUGAAUUUGGUGGAUCAAAUUCUCAAGAGUCUAUAGCUUUAGCAACAAUUAAUUCCGAUUCAACCAAAACUACUUUCCCAAAUAGAGGUGGCUUCACUAAUACUCGUGGUGGUGGAAGAUUUGGCAGAGCUAAUGGUAGAGGAAACAAUAAAACCACAAAAUUCUGCACUAACUGCAGAAAAACCAACCACAACAUAGAUACAUGUUUUCAAAUAUAUGGAUUCCCUCCUGGCUACAAAAACAACAACAAUCUGCCUUCUAAUUCCACAAAAUCUUCUGCCAACAAUGCUGAAACUGAAUCCACAAGCGUUCAAGAUACUUCUGUACUGGAGGAAACUAAAUCUCAGAACAAAUUCUAUUUCUCUCGGGAUGAAUAUCAGGCUCUUUUAGCUCUUCUUCAACAACCCCCAACCAAUAAUUCUUCUGUCAACAGUGCUUAUCAAAGCACUGAUAAUCAUCCAGCUUUACAGGCACCAUUCAUCUUAAUAACUUGGUUCUCCAUAACGUUUUAUAUGUACCUGACUUCACAGUACAUUUGA
This is a messenger RNA of Cajanus cajan (pigeon pea), 1080 nucleotides long. The record is from RefSeq and is a predicted model, not a curated record. Lineage: Eukaryota; Viridiplantae; Streptophyta; Magnoliopsida; Fabales; Fabaceae.